Gymnodraco acuticeps is the source of this 2631-nucleotide messenger RNA. RefSeq names its product serine/threonine-protein kinase LMTK3-like. NCBI's taxonomy places the organism in Eukaryota, Metazoa, Chordata, Actinopteri, Perciformes, Bathydraconidae. The transcript is spliced from 11 exons. Bases 546 to 2561 code for a protein of 671 amino acids. Gene Ontology annotation, molecular function: ATP binding; protein kinase activity. The record is from RefSeq and is a predicted model, not a curated record. Gene Ontology annotation, biological process: protein phosphorylation.
GAUAUUGAAAAGAUACAAAAUUCAAUAUGCAAUCAAUAAAAACACACACACACACACACUACAUUGCCUCCCAGUGGGAAUAUUAUCACAGAUGUAUUUUCUUCUUCUCUGGGUAUAGGAGCUGGACCAUGACAAUGCGCGCCGUGUGUGUCUGACGUAGGCUGGCGGAGGAGAAAAACACAGACACCCCUCCACCACUGAAGCAAAGGGGGGGAGAAAGAAAUGUUAUAUAUACGCGUGUGUUUGUAACGGGUGGUUGUUUUCAGCAGAGAUGCGCGGAGUAACGUGGACCGAGGAUGCACAAUAGAGCACCGUGUUUAAUUGCGGAUUAAAGCAGGGGGGAGGAGGCGAGAGAAGAGGAAAAGGAGGGGGGAGAGCACAACAAGGAAGGCAAGGAGACGCUUCUUUAUUAUUAGGAGAAAAGAGGGGGGGAGACACACAGACAGCGUGAGCCCGGAGACGGUACAGACCGUGGCGGGGGAGAGGAGGACACCGACAGCCAGCAGCGUCGCUCGGAUGGUGUUGUUGCUCCGGACGUGGCGACGAUGCGGCCACACUGCUGGGUGAUGGUGGCGCUGGCGGGGACCAUGUCGUAUCUUAGCCCGGAGAGAGCCCUCGGAGCCCCGCAGAGGGAAGUUUCUCAGACCAGGGCUGCCUCCCUCUCUCCUCCUCCCUACGUCGUCAUCCUCAUCUCUUGCUCGGGGCUCGUCUCUUUUGUCCUGCUGCUCCUGACCUGCCUGUGCUGUAAGAGAGGAGGAGUGGGGUUCAAUGAGUUUGACAAUGCAGACGGAGAGGAGAUCUCUGGAGGCUCCAGUCCCAUCCAGGAGGACAGCCUGUCGUCAUGUCCCUCCCUCCCUGAGGUCUACACCUUGCCGGUCAGAGACAGGCCCACCUGCCCCGCCCUGCAGGAUGGAGCAGACUCCAAGUCGCAGUGCUUCAAAAGACACGCUUUAAACUAUCUUCAGGAGAUAGGAAAUGGCUGGUUCGGAAAGGUGAUCCUGGCCGAGGUGCUGUGUGACUGCAGCUCCUCUCAGGCCGUGGUGAAGGAGCUGCGUGUCAGUGCCAGCCCUCUGGAGCAGAGGAAGUUCUUGGCAGAGUCCGAGCCGUACAGGAGCCUAAAACAUCCGAACGUCCUUCAGUGUUUGGGGAAGUGCAGUGAGAGCAUCCCCUUCCUCCUGGUUAUGGAGUUCUGUCAACUGGGCGACCUGAAGAGGUACCUGAGGGCCCAGCGCAAGUCAGAUGGGAUGACUCCUGACCUGCCGACUCGGGACCUCUUGACUCUUCAGAGAAUGGCUUUUGAGAUCACCUCCGGUCUGCUGCAUCUCCAUGAAAACAAUUACAUCCACAGCGACCUGGCUUUAAGAAACUGCCUGCUGAACUCUGACCUCACUGUCAGGAUAGGUGACUACGGCCUUUCACACAACCAUUACAAGGAGGACUAUUACCUAACUCCUGACAAGUUAUGGAUCCCGCUGCGCUGGAUUUCUCCUGAGCUGCUGGAGGAGUACAGAGGAUCUCUCAUCGUUACUGACCAAACCAAGGCCAGCAAUAUGUGGUCCUUGGGGGUGGUUAUAUGGGAGUUGUUUGAGUUUGGCUCUCAGCCCCACAGACACCUGAGUGACGAAGAGGUGCUGACCUUCGUCAUUAGGGAGAGACAGAUCACCCUGGCUCAGCCCAGACUCAAACUCUCCCAUGCCGACUACUGGUAUGAGAUCAUGCAGUCCUGCUGGCUACCUCCAUCCCAACGCCCUUCUAUAGCAGAGAUCUUCCUCCUCCUCUCCUCCCUCCUGGCAGCAGAGCGAGGAAUAGCAAGGGAUAGUGUUGGGGAAGAAGAUGAAGAGGAUGAGGAGUAUGAGGAGGGCAGUAGAAGGCGAGGGGAGAGCGAUGAGUCGUUUGAAAGACGCUGGGACUUACUCCGACCACCGGCUUUCCAGAUUGCAGCAAACGAGCGGCAACGGGAGAGAGAGUACGGCAGGGAGGACAGAGACAACUCCUACCCCCUGCUGGACCCUGUGGGGAACUGUAUCAACGCGUCCUCGAUUGAACUGGACGACAUCCUGACAGUCACCGAAACCAGCAAAGGCUUGAACUUUGAGUAUUUCUGGGAGAAGGCUCAUGCCAGACGCGGCUACAAACCUCUCCCUCCUCCCCAGCCAAUCCCAAGUGUGAACAAUAACCACAGGCAGUCUCUGGACACUCCCACCGUCGUCCCGGUGAUAAGCGCCCGCAGCCCCUCCCUCGCCAGCGAGUACUACAUCAGAUUAGAGGAGCACACUCCCCAGGACAAGUCGCCAACUCUUAAAGGAAAGUCUUUCCGCUCUGACUCGAUCUGCCUCGGAGACAUGGAGUUGAUGGAGAUCCGCAGUGGAAUGCUGGGAAAAGAGCGAAUCCCUUAUUUCUCGUCUGACAAGUGUGGGAAGGGUAUCCAGACGGUGAGAUCGAGCGAGGUUCAUCUCCAUGUGCCCAACACAGGGGUGGCUGAGUUCAGAGACACUUCGAGCAGAGUGACUGACUUCUCAGUAGUCGAUUUAGGAGACGAUGAUGAUGAGGAGGAGGACUAGGAGAAGGAGUAGUGAUCCGGAUAAAGUAGCCCCGGUCCUUCCUCCCAAGCCUCGCUCUAUGUCCAUGUCG